AUGGCCGUGCAUACGAAAAGCGGGAAUCGCACGAUAUUGUGUUAUGGUACACUGAUGGUGCCCCAGAUAGUCAAGAGUGUCCUCAAUCAGGAUAAUCUCUCCCAGCUGAGGAUAUCGAAUGCACUGCUGUUUGGCUACACGCGACACCACGUAAUCGGAGAAGACUAUCCCGCAAUCACCACAGACAGUGAAGCAAUACUCGAGAGAAGUCUCACGGAAGAAGAAUCCACAGUACGCGGAGCUCUUAUCGAAGGGCUUACAGAUGAGCAUAUCAGUCUAUUUGACCGCUUUGAAGGGUACGAGUAUGAUAGAGUGGCCACGAAAGCCUACAGGAUAACGCCAAAAGAGAUUUGCUCAGAAGAUUGGAAGCCUUCGACCGCCAAGGUGGCUGGAGAUGUCAUCGAUCAAGUCGAUUGCGAGGUUUACGUCUGGAGAGACGGGAGCGAGCGACUGGAAAAAACGCUGUGGACUUUUGACGCUUUUGUGAAAGAGAAACUGCACAAAUGGGUUAAGCUGGACUAUAUUACGUACAAUCCCGAUAACAACCCUGAUAAUACCCCCGAUAACAAUUCAACGAACUUUGCCUUCCUCCGAGAUGAUAAAAGGCUGGAUAGCAGCGAAUCAGGCUCGCGUGCACAGACACCAAAACCCAGAGCGUCAGAGUUUGGGAGAGACAGAAGGCAAGACUUCUUCUUUAGCGAUGACUAUGUAAAUCUGAAUCACGGUUCUUUUGGCGCUGUCCCCAAACCCGUAAUGCAAGCCUACAGGAAGAUACAAGAUAAAGUGGAGGCUAACCCGGACUUGUGGUAUGUUGAGGCGGAGUACGAGGCACCCCUCAACCAAGCACGGCGAAGAUUGUCUAAGCUGGUGAAUUGCGACGAUGAGGAUCUGGUGUUUGUACCGAAUGCCACACAUGGUGUCAGUGAAGUACUGGCAAACGUAAAAUUCAACCCGGAAGAUGAAAUCUUUGUGUUUAGUACGUCUUAUCCAAGCUGCGUAAAUGCCUGCCGAUCUGUUCUCGACAACAACCCCGGCCUGCGAAUGACAAUUAUACCUCUAUCGUUCCCAACUACACACGACGACAUUAUCGCAAGCUUUGAGACAACCCUGAUGGGCUCAGCCAGUCCCAAACUGGCGCUGAUAGAUGCGAUAAGCUCCAAACCCGGCUGCAGGCUGCCUUGGCAGCGACUAGUGGAUGUGUGUAGAAAAAACCAAGUACUCAGUUUGGUGGAUGCAGCACAGGAGAUCGGCCAUCAGGAUGUAGAUCUCAAAGAAGCACAGCCAGAUUUCUGGGUGUCAAACUGCCACAAAUGGCUAUACACGCAGCGUGGUUGUGGGGUGAUGUACGUCUCCAAAGAAAACCAGAAGCUGUUCAAGUCGAGUAUGCCGACAGGACCAUUUUACAACGCCCCAGAUGUGACGGGUAGUGGCAGAGGAUUCACAUUUGCAACAAUUCAUUCUUGGAGCGGUACGAUGGAUCUCACCGCUUAUCUCAGUGUAAACUGUGCAUUAGAUUAUCGGGAGCAAAUCGGAGGCGAGGCGCGCAUCAAUCAGUAUUGCAGCAGUCUGGCUAUCCAGUCUGGUAAAGCACUCGCUGAGUUGUGGGGCACUUGUCUACUUGAUAAUGACGCUUACGAACUCACUUCGAACAUGGUCAACGUACAGUUGCCGGUAGAUCUCUCACAGCUGGAUCCUCAUACUAAUAUGGCUGAUUUGGCCAAGUCGAUCCAACACCAACUUAUGCAUCCGUCUUGGUCGAGUAAGAAGUACUCUGUAUCUGUAUAUCAUCACGCAUUCUCCUUAUGGGCUAGGAUCUCCGCGCAGAUAUACGUAAGUUAUCAAGAUGUUGUGUUUGACUUCGGGUAUAAGGUUUUGGAUGUUUGUAGAAAUGUCUAG
This is a messenger RNA of Wallemia ichthyophaga EXF-994, 1896 nucleotides long. RefSeq lists its product as uncharacterized. The coding region runs from base 1 to 1896 and encodes 631 amino acids. The record is from RefSeq and is a predicted model, not a curated record. Lineage: Eukaryota; Fungi; Basidiomycota; Wallemiomycetes; Wallemiales; Wallemiaceae. The transcript has 5 exons.